AUGACCGACCACGCCUUGGUUCGCGGAUUGCAUUCGGCCAGACGCAAUUGCGCACCCAGCAUCUCCCUCACGCACCCAUCGACAAGUCAAUCAACAUGGGCGGUGGUGGAAAAAUCCCGUAAGUCUAGCCUCCUCGUACCGCUGCACCGCAACGCGGGACCCCGUCCCCCCCGAACAUUGAGACAAUCCGCAGCACCGAUCUCGACCUAUCUCAAUCGAACCCGCGCAGUCCUCUCUGACAUGACGUCCCUGCAUCUCAGGUAUCCCAAGCACGUGUGGUCGCCGGCCGGUGGCUGGUACGCGCAGCCCGCUAACUGGAGGGCCAACACGCUCAUCGCCGGUGCCGUCCUCGUCGGCGUGGUAGCCGUUACCUGGAGGUUCAGUGCCGAGCGGGAAACGUGGGCGCGCAAGCCCGAGUCCUGGGAAUGGCACCCGAGCAGAUACUGGUCUAAGCAGCUGAUUGAGUGGGACAAGGAGGACCGGUUGAAGGCGAAUGCAUCCAAGGCGGCCAAGGAGUGAUUCAUAGACGAGUCGGAGAAACACCCGUGUACAAAUUACUUUGAUAUCAAACACCAUCAUCGACGACCACCUACGAGA
Purpureocillium takamizusanense is the source of this 597-nucleotide messenger RNA. RefSeq lists its product as uncharacterized. NCBI's taxonomy places the organism in Eukaryota, Fungi, Ascomycota, Sordariomycetes, Hypocreales, Ophiocordycipitaceae. The transcript is spliced from 3 exons. Bases 1 to 519 code for a protein of 172 amino acids. The record is from RefSeq and is a predicted model, not a curated record.